Molecule: messenger RNA, 3398 nt
Organism: Nematostella vectensis (starlet sea anemone)
Lineage: Eukaryota; Metazoa; Cnidaria; Anthozoa; Actiniaria; Edwardsiidae
Product: pre-mRNA-processing factor 6
Exons: 30
Coding region: 78-2870 (930 amino acids)
Biological process (GO): spliceosomal tri-snRNP complex assembly; mRNA splicing, via spliceosome
Cellular component (GO): U4/U6 x U5 tri-snRNP complex; catalytic step 2 spliceosome
Molecular function (GO): protein binding
Source: RefSeq, a predicted model, not a curated record
AAUGGUAACGAGGCUACCAGCCGCCAUUUUGGAAAACGUGAGAACUCCGUCCUAAAGUUUGAGACAUCUUUCACAAAAUGUCGCUUCUAAAUAAAAAGAGGAAGCCGUUUCUUGGAGUGUCAGCGCCGUUAGGAUAUGUACCAGGUCUUGGUAGGGGUGCUACUGGUUUCACUACUCGAUCCGAUAUUGGUCCAGCACGGGAAGCGACAGACAUCAGUGAUGAGAGACACGGCAAACCAGCUCAUCUGCAGCAGAAACAGGAAGAUGAUGAUGAUGUAGAUCUGAAUGAGACUAAUUAUGAUGAGUUUUCAGGGUAUGGCGGCAGUCUGUUCUCUAGCGGCCCCUACGACAAGGAUGAUGAAGAGGCUGAUAGUAUCUACGAGUCCAUCGAUAAAAGAAUGGAUGACCGCCGCAAGGAAAGAAGGGAACAAAAGUUGAAAGAGGAAAUGGAGAGGUAUCGGCAGGAGAGACCCAAGAUUCAGCAACAGUUUUCUGACUUAAAGAGAAAGUUGAAUGAGGUGUCAGAAGAUGACUGGGUGAACAUACCAGAUGUUGGAGAUUACCGCACCAAGAAACAGAGAAAUCCUCGAACAGAAAAGUUUACCCCUGUACCAGACAGUGUUAUAAACUCGGCACUUUUAGCAGGUGGGACAGAAAAUGCCCUUAGUGGCCGACAACAGGUUUUAGGCGGCUUUCAGACACCAUUUCCAGGUGCUAUGACCCCUGGCUAUGCCACACCCUCUGCGGAUCUGGAUCUGAUAAAGAUCGGAGAGGCUAGGAAGUCCUUGGUUGGUGUAAAGCUUGACCAGGCUUCAGAUUCAGUCACAGGCCAGACGGUGGUGGACCCAAAAGGUUACCUGACAGACCUCCAGAGUUUGACUCCAGCAAGCGGCGGAGAUAUUGGGGAUAUCAAAAAGGCAAGACUUCUUUUGAAAUCAGUCAUCACAACAAACCCCCAGCAUGCCCCAGGUUGGAUAGCGGCAGCACGGCUGGAGGAGGUGACAGGGCGCAUGCAGGCGGCUAGGAAUACCAUCAUGAAGGGUACAGAGGUCUGUGAGAAGAACGAGGACAUUUGGCUAGAGGCUGUCAGGCUACAGCCUCCAGAUGCGAUGAAGGCCGUCGUGGCGCAGGCAGUGCGUCAACUUCCUCAGUCAGUUCGUCUGUGGAUUAAGGCUGCUGCUGUUGAGACUGAAAUAGUGGCUAAAAAAAGAGUCUAUAGAAAAGCUUUGGAGCACAUCCCGAACUCUGUGCGUAUCUGGAAGGCUGCUGUCGAGCUUGAGGAGCCCGAGGAUGCCCGCAUCAUGCUGAGUAGAGCUGUAGAGUGCUGCCCGACAAGUGUUGAGUUGUGGCUGGCGCUAGCAAGAUUGGAGACCUAUGAAAAUGCAAGAAAGGUGCUCAACAAAGCUCGCGAGAACAUCCCAACUGACAGACUUAUUUGGAUCACUGCUGCAAAGCUAGAGGAGGCAAAUAAUAACAUGCCCAUGGUCGAGAAGAUCAUCGAAAGAGCGGUGGCUUCGCUCAAGUCUAAUGGUGUUGAGAUCAAUCGCGAUCAGUGGAUCAAAGAUGCCGAAGAGUGCGAGAAGGCACAGAGUGUGGAGACAUGCCAAGCCAUAAUUCGUACAGUCAUCGGUGUUGGAGUAGAGGAAGAGGAUCGUAAACACACCUGGAUGGACGACGCCGACAGUUGCGUGGCUAACGGUGCGUACGAGUGUUCCCGUGCUAUCUACGCGCAUGCGCUCACGGUCUUCCCCAGCAAGAAAAGCGUCUGGCUUCGUGCUGCUUACUUCGAGAAGAACUACGGUACAAGGGAGUCUUUAGAGUCUCUUCUUCAGAGUGCGGUCAAGCACUGCCCCAAGGCGGAGGUGUUGUGGCUGAUGGGGGCAAAGUCAAAGUGGAUGGCGAAUGACAUCCCAUCUGCUCGGUCCAUCCUGGCGCUAGCUUUCCAAGCUAAUCCCAACAGUGAGGAGAUUUGGUUGGCGGCCGUGAAGCUGGAAAGUGAGAACAACGAGGAUCAAAGAGCCAGGAAGCUGCUACAGAGAGCGCGCAUGAACGCUUGUACCGCAAGGGUCAUGAUGAAGUCUAUCAAGCUUGAAUGGGUUCUUGGAAAUAUACCUGAGGCAAACAAGCUACUAGACGAGGCCGUGCAGAAAUACCCAGACUUUGCUAAGUUGUGGAUGAUGAAAGGGCAGCUACAGGAGCAAGAAAAAAACCUUCCAGAGGCCAGGGAGGCCUACAAGACAGGGGUCAAGAAAUGCCCCACCUCUAUCCCUCUGUGGCUGCUUUUGUCCCGCUUGGAGGAAAAGACAGGUCAGGCUACGAAAGCACGCUCUGUGUUAGAACAAGGAAGACAGAGAAACCCGAAGAGUCCUGAACUCUGGCUUGAAGCAGUGCGAAUUGAGACCCGUGGAGGCAGGAAAGAUUUCGCAAGAACGCUAAUGGCUAAAGCAAUGCAAGAAUGCCCAACCGCGGGGGUCCUGUGGUCAGAGGCGAUUUUCAUGGAGCCCCGGCCCCAGCGUAAGACUCGUAGUGUGGACGCUCUGAAGCGCUGUGAACACGAUGUGCACGUACUUCUUGCCGUCGCAAAGUUGUUUUGGAGCGAGCGGAAAGUGAGCAAAGCACGGGAUUGGUUUAACAGGGCUGUGAAACUGGACCCGGAUUUCGGCGACGCCUGGGCGUAUUUCUAUCGCUUUGAGCUACAGCAUGGCACCGAGGCUCAACAGGAAAGCGUAUCGCAUAAGUGCGUGCAAGUGGAGCCGCAUCAUGGCGAGGUUUGGUGCGCUGUGUCCAAAGCCAUCCCCAACUGGCGGCUCAAGACAAAAGACGUCUUGCCUCUGGCAGCUAGGUCUCUUAAACCGAUAGAGAAGGAAUAACGAAUGUCUACCUGUGGUAAAUAGUUACAACAGUCUGGGGUCCCUGUGGUCACGUGCACUAGAUGCCCGACCAAAGUCGUCCUUAACCGGGGCGAAUAGAGAAAGAACCAAGGGUCUUCAUGUCGUAUUCUCCACCAGACCGCGAUCCCUGUGGUGUCAGGGUUAUGCACGAGCUACUGUGGUGACAAAAUAAAUGCUUUGUCCUUUGCUCACGAGCUACCUAAGUUGAAAAUUAACAUCGAUUUUGGGCUAGCUGUGGGCACAGGUGCUGGUUACCUGUGAUCAUCCAAAGAUCUGGGAUCUCUGUGUUCGGUCUCGCGUUUCCGCUCUGCUUGGGCUUCCUGUGGCACCUCGACCUUAUCUGUGAUUCCUGUAGAAUGCAUAGUGUGCAGUAGUGUCCAGCGAACAGUAACGAUUAUUUGCAAAUAGAAAGACAAAGUAACCUCCAUACCAUUUGUUACGACAACGCGGCAUACUGCAUUGUAAAUAGCACUUCCAUACUUGAUAAUAAACCCUUUUCGUUGUGAA